AUGUCGAACCAAGUCCUCUACAACAUGAUCGCUGCCAGAGACGCCCGAGGAAAAAAAUACUUCCAUUACGCUUGCGAAGUUGGGAGCCCAUCUCUUCUUGUGCGUGUGGGAGCAUUUUUUCCCAUUGACUUUCGUCAUCUGCUGGAAGUCCACGAUUACGGAGGGUCACAGCCUAUUCACGUGGCUGUGAAUAAGCAUGCUGGUCCAGUUGCGGUGGACAUCAUCGAGGAGCUGAUCGAGAUGGGAGCCAAUGUCGACGGGAAGGAUCGUCUGGGUGGCGAUACGGUCCUUCACAUAGCUGUCCACAACAGUGAUUACCAUCUUGCUGGCUGGCUUUGUAAGCAGCAGAACAUCACAAUAAACGCAUUAAACUACGCACGGCAAACGCCCUAUGAUUUGGCUUGGAACAAAGGUGAUAAGACCAUGAUGAAAAUUCUAGAGGAUCAUGGGGCGGAAACCGAGCCGAUUUUUGGUCCGUGCAGUGAUGACAGUAAUUAA
Cydia pomonella (codling moth) is the source of this 498-nucleotide messenger RNA. Its product is annotated as nuclear factor NF-kappa-B p100 subunit-like. The coding region runs from base 1 to 498 and encodes 165 amino acids. The record is from RefSeq and is a predicted model, not a curated record. Gene Ontology annotation, molecular function: protein binding. NCBI's taxonomy places the organism in Eukaryota, Metazoa, Arthropoda, Insecta, Lepidoptera, Tortricidae. The transcript has a single exon.